Molecule: messenger RNA, 1221 nt
Organism: Andrographis paniculata
Lineage: Eukaryota; Viridiplantae; Streptophyta; Magnoliopsida; Lamiales; Acanthaceae
Product: dynein light chain 1, cytoplasmic-like
Exons: 2
Coding region: 151-525 (124 amino acids)
Biological process (GO): microtubule-based process
Cellular component (GO): dynein complex
Molecular function (GO): dynein light intermediate chain binding; dynein intermediate chain binding
Source: RefSeq, a predicted model, not a curated record
GGCAGUAUAAAUUUCUUAAAAUCCUUCAAAACACACCUCAAUAAAUAAUGAAGACGAAGAUGAUGCUAGAUAGAUAGAGUCAGACAGUCAACAUUUCUGGAACAUUCAUUCAUUCAUUUACACACCUUUCUUUGCUUUCCGUGUGCGUCAAUGCCAACGCCAAUGGAGGAUCAAAUCGGGCACAUCCACAAUUCCGUACGCCACCACCAGGAGACGGAGACGCCAUUGCCGCCGCCGCCGCCAAUACGACUGAGAUCCGCCGACAUGCCCUUCCCCAUGCAGGAACGCGCCAUCCGCCAUGUCCGCGCCCUCCUCCUCCACCACCGCCACCGUAAACCCACACUCCUGGCUCGAUCCCUUAAAAAGGAAUUCGACUCGGAGUACGGUCCGGCAUGGCACUGCGUCGCCGGAAAAAGCUUUGGCUCGUUCGUCACCCACUCCCCUGGCGGCUUUCUCUACUUCUCCGUCGACACCCUUUAUUUCCUCCUUUUCAAGACUGAGGUUCGUGUCAUCGCCGCCGCAUAGCUACCUCUUACAGUUGCACACUGUCUUCCAUGCCCUAUUAUUGUUUUGCCAUUCCAGACAAAUUCAAUUCGAUGUAUCUGCAGACUGCAAAUCAAUCAUUGGCACAGACAUAAAUAUAUAUUAUUUAAUAAAAAACAACAAACUCCUGCAAGAUUUACUACUGACAUUAUUUUCUUUCAAACCAAAGUAUCCAAAACGGUUCAAAUUAACAACGAUAAAAGAAGAUUCGUUAGUUGAAACAGCAAAGGGCUGAAACCUUGUUCAUAUGUACAUUCAUUCAUUCGUUCAUUCAAGUUUUUCAUCCAAAUAAAAGCAACAAGGCAUAUUCUAACCCUGCACUUGUUCGCCAGUUAGGUCUAAAAUAACGCAAGAGCAUAUUUUUCAAUAGCCUAGCUUUAUAGGUUUAUUAGCCGAGGCGGAGCGCUGGGGCUGGGGCGCCAAGAUAGCUGGAUUCGGCCCCGAUAAACAAUUACUCUGGGUACCAUUGUUUUUCCCAAUUCGGGAGAACACAUCAGUCAGUCUGGGAAUGAAGUCGGAAACACUGGAUUUGAAAUAAGCCGAACAGCUCUUUUUGGCCUUGUCAUCGCCCUCACUGCUUCCUCCAUUAACCGGGCUACCUACACAAGCACCGUUUAAGUAGGCUUGAGCUGCUGCCAGAAUACCUUGUGACCGCUUGGAGAAAUGGCCGUAGGCAAA